AGCAUGAAUAUGGAAAGUCAUGCUAAUGAUCUACUGCCUUAAAGCUAUUUUGGGUAUAGAAAGGCACUUAUUACAUCCUUCAGGCAACUCACAGUACUUACUACAAUACCAUUCAAGGUUGCUUUAAGGUUGCUUUCUUAAUGCAAAUACAGAAAAACAUGAAAAAGAUAAACAGGCAGAAAGUGACUGUGCAUCGAUAUUUGUUCCAGCAGAUCCAUAUGUCUUCAGUAAUGCUGUUCAUUCUGCUAUUAUCAGAGCUCUCCACACUUUCCUUCACACAGAGUGAUCUAAAAUGCCAGCGUAGCUGGACACAGCUUGGAUCACGCUGCUUCAAGAUCUUCACAACAGAAACAACCUGGGAUAACGCAGAGCAAAAUUGUGUGAGCAUGGGAGGGCAUCUUGCAUCUGUGCACAACAUGCAGGUGUAUGCUUUCAUCCAGGCUUUAGUCCUAAAUGCAACUAAGUCAAAUAAUCCAACAUGGAUAGGUGCCAGUGAUACAGUACAGGAAGGAGUUUGGGUGUGGACUGAUGGGACAGCAUUUGAUUACACAUACUGGUUUACUGGACAGCCUGAUAAUUCUAAUCGAAUAGAAGACUGUUUGUCGAUGAAUUAUCUAGGUGCUUGGAAUGAUGCACCCUGCACGAUCCUGUACCCAUCAGCAUGUGCAAAACCAGCCAUCCCAGCUAAGAUCAAAGCAGAGAUACAGCUCGAAAUAAUUUCAGAAAAAGACUUGCUGGAAUCUGACACUGAAGAACUUCUCCAAAAGAUUAAACAGAAGCUGAUGGACAGUGGAAUGCCAAACAACACUACAAUUCACUUGAAAAACAUUUAUAAGAAACCAAAAUAGACUUGGCACUGAAGAGAACAUUAAAAUGUUUGAAUAGAAUUAGAGCUUGAGUUUCAUAAUUAGGAAUUAUUAGAUACAGACAACUUUAUGCACUAUAUGGCCAAAGGUUUGUGGAUGUCUGACUAUAUAACAUUCAUAUAUGCUUGUUGAACAUCUCAUUCCAAAUUUAUUCCCCCUGUUACUGUUAUAAUAACCUCCACUCUUCUGGGAAGGUUUUCCACAAGAUUAUGGAGCGUGGCUGUGGGGAACAUGCAAUCGUCACAUACACAGACCCACAGCGGGAAUCGAGCCCUCAACCCUGGAGGUGUGAGGCAAACGCACUAUGCCACCGUGCCCUCAAUACAAAUUCAUCCUACAUAAAUAUGUGCUUCCAACUUUGUGGCAACAGUUUUGGGAAGAACCACAUGUGGGUGUGAUGGACAGGUGUGCACAAACUUUUGGCCAUAUAGUGUAAGUUGGCUCAUAUUGUAGAAGAUAUAGUAGAAGAUAUUGUAGAAGUAUAGUAAACAUCCUUGCCCUCUCUCUGCAUCAGUGCUAUUUUAUGUGGAGCUGAGAGACGUAAUUCUGAAAGAAGGAUGUGAAAACACCUAAAGUUUUUUUCUCUUCUGUAACUACCUGCAAAUGCCUCCUGGGCUCAUUAGAAUCUCAGGAAGAUUAAGCCUUGCUAUCUAUAUAAUGACUGUUAAAUCUUUUUACCUAGUAAUAUUUUUUGAUUAUUUAUUGUUUAGUUUUAAGAAAAAAAAGGGGAUUGAAGGAUUGUAUAGAAAUUUCAUAGUUAAUUAGAUCUAAUAUUAUCUGUAUAAGCCAUGACAUAUUGCAUAGAUAAAGAAGGGACCUAUGACUCUCUCU
Molecule: messenger RNA, 1697 nt
Organism: Ictalurus punctatus (channel catfish)
Lineage: Eukaryota; Metazoa; Chordata; Actinopteri; Siluriformes; Ictaluridae
Product: galactose-specific lectin nattectin
Exons: 10
Coding region: 141-848 (235 amino acids)
Molecular function (GO): signaling receptor activity
Source: RefSeq, a predicted model, not a curated record